This is a messenger RNA of Rhineura floridana, 5022 nucleotides long. It is a transcript of the gene EPHB3, whose product is annotated as EPH receptor B3. Gene Ontology annotation, cellular component: neuron projection; plasma membrane. The record is from RefSeq and is a predicted model, not a curated record. NCBI's taxonomy places the organism in Eukaryota, Metazoa, Chordata, Lepidosauria, Squamata, Rhineuridae. The transcript is spliced from 16 exons. Gene Ontology annotation, biological process: protein phosphorylation; cell surface receptor protein tyrosine kinase signaling pathway; axon guidance. Gene Ontology annotation, molecular function: transmembrane-ephrin receptor activity; protein binding; ATP binding. Bases 914 to 3901 code for a protein of 995 amino acids.
GGCUGGGAGAGGAUUCCAAAGUGACGUUUAGCGCUGGCCCCGUCCGGAGCCCGGCGGUUGCUGGCAGCCUCUGUGCACGGAGCCUCCCGGGUCUCUCAAGCCGGGAAGGACCCACUGCGGGCAGCGGACGCCGGGGAGCCCGCCGCACGCACCCCGAUUCAAAGCUCGGGACUCCCGGCCGGUUUCGACACAAGAGAACGCCUACAAGGGACCCUUGAAUCCCGCCGGUUGUACUCAGCACCGGACCGACCACAAGGGCCUGGAUAAGCCCGCCGCAGUACCGACCCAACCGCUGCCUCCGCAGGAUACAUCGCGGCUUAGCCAUCCAACGGGGAGGUGGGGACCUUUUUGCAACUCCCCGGUACUGACCAGACCCGGCGGCUGGUGUUGGCCCAGGUCCUUUCUGAACCCGACGGACCCGACCCAGAAGACCUAGUUUUUGCUAGCCCGGUGGCUCGGGCUUGUUGGGAGGACCGGCGUGCUUUGAGAGGAGCGAGGACCUCGGAGGACCACCGGCCGUCUGGGGCCGUCUGAAGAUCCGCUUUGGGAAGAGGAGAGAGCGCCCGUCAAGCGCUAGCCGCCCGAACCCAUCUGCGGGCUGCCGGAUCCGGCGUGUCCGACGCCGCGCCAACUAGCAGGGGAGGGCAGGACCGGUCUGGCGCUCGCUUUCCAGGAGUACGCGCCACCUUGGCCGGACAGCCCAUCUCGGGACCGGGCGGGACUACCGGAUCGCUCUCCCUGAGCCUGGAGGAGUUUCAUCCCCGGAGUUUUCACUAAACCCGCCAGACGCAGAGCCCGCCGCCCUCGCCGCCAGGAGCUGCGCCUCCCCGCCGCGAGCAGCAGCAACCCUCGAGAUCGACGCUCGCCCGGGGCGCGGGAUUGUGUAGCCGCCCCGCCGGGCUCCGGCCCCGCCAUGGCCGCAGCCCGCCCGGGGGCGCCCCAGCCGCUGCUCCCGGUGCUGCUGCUGCUGCUGCUUGUCCUGCCGGGCGGCUGCCGCGCGUUGGAAGAAACACUGAUGGAUACCAAGUGGGUGACAUCUGAGUUGGCCUGGACAGCUCAUCCAGAGACUGGGUGGGAAGAAGUCAGCGGCUAUGACGAAGCUAUGAACCCCAUCCGGACAUACCAGGUGUGCAAUGUACGGGAAACCAACCAGAACAACUGGCUGCGCACCAAGUUCAUCCAGCGCCGUGAUGUCCAGCGUGUUUAUGUGGAGUUGAAGUUCACAGUGCGCGACUGCAACAGCAUCCCCAACAUUCCGGGCUCUUGCAAAGAGACCUUCAACCUCUUCUACUAUGAGUCGGAUACAGACUCCGCCUCUGCCUCCAGCCCCUUCUGGAUGGAAAACCCUUAUAUCAAAGUGGAUACAAUUGCCCCCGACGAGAGUUUCUCGAAGCUGGAAUCCGGCCGGAUGAACACCAAGGUGCGCAGCUUCGGCCCACUUUCCAGGAAUGGCUUUUACCUGGCCUUCCAGGAUCUGGGGGCUUGCAUGUCCCUCAUAUCCGUCCGUGCCUUCUACAAGAAGUGUUCCAGCACCAUCGCUGGCUUUGCCAUUUUCCCUGAGACCUUGACCGGGGCAGAGCCCACCUCUUUGGUGAUUGCUCCAGGGACCUGCAUCCCCAAUGCGGUGGAAGUAUCAGUGCCCUUAAAACUCUACUGUAAUGGUGAUGGGGAAUGGAUGGUACCUGUGGGAGCUUGCACCUGUGCUUCUGGGUAUGAACCAGCCAUGAAGGAGACUCAGUGCCAAGCCUGUGGUCUAGGCACCUUCAAGUCAAAGCAGGGGGAAAGCCUGUGCUCCCCAUGUCCCCCCAACAGCCGGACGACCUCCAGGGCAGCCACCCUCUGCAUGUGCCGGAGCAACUAUUUCCGGGCAGACACCGAUCCCCCCGACAGUGCUUGCACCAGCGUCCCAACAGCCCCACGCAGUGUCAUUUCCAACGUGAACGAGACGUCACUGGUGCUAGAGUGGAGCGAGCCACGGGACUCAGGCGGCCGGGAUGACCUGCUCUACAACAUCAUUUGCAAGAAGUGCAGCGUGGAACGCCGGCUGUGCAUGCGCUGCGAUGACAAUGUGGAGUUUGUCCCCCGCCAGCUUGGCCUGACAGAGAGACACAUCUACAUCAGCAGCCUCAUGGCCCAUACACAGUACACCUUUGAGAUCCAGGCUGUUAAUGGUGUCUCUAGCAAGAGCCCCCACAACCCCCAGUUUGCUUCUGUCAACAUCACAACCAACCAGGCAGCUCCUUCGGCAGUUCCCACAAUGCACUUGCACGGCAGCACAGGAAGCAGCAUGACUCUUUCCUGGGAGCCGCCAAAACAGCCCAAUGGGAUCAUCCUGGACUACGAAAUAAAGUACUUUGAGAAGCAGGAGCAGAGUGAUGGCAUCGCCAACACCGUCACCAGCCAGAAGAAUAUGGUGCGCUUGGAAGGGUUGAAGCCCAACUCUGCCUACAUGGUGCAGGUUCGGGCACGCACGGUGGCCGGCUAUGGCCUGUACAGCCUCCCGAUGGAGUUCCGGACACCGGUGGAGGAUGGCUCCAGUAGCAAGAGCUUCCAGGAGCUGCCUCUUAUAGUGGGGUCAGCUACCGCAGGUCUCGUCUUUGUGAUUGCUGUGGUAGUGAUUGCCAUCGUCUGCUUCAGGAAGCAACAAAACAGCACUGACUCAGAGUAUACAGAGAAGCUGCAGCAGUACAUCACUCCAGGGAUGAAGGUUUAUAUCGAUCCUUUCACUUACGAAGACCCCAAUGAAGCUGUCCGGGAGUUUGCCAAGGAAAUUGACAUUUCUUGCGUGAAAAUUGAGGAGGUGAUUGGAGCAGGUGAAUUUGGGGAAGUCUGCCGGGGCCGCCUCAAGCUGCCAGGCAGGCGGGAGAUCUUUGUGGCCAUCAAAACGCUGAAAGUGGGCUACACGGAUCGGCAGAGGCGGGACUUCCUGAGCGAGGCCAGCAUCAUGGGGCAGUUUGACCACCCCAACAUCAUACACCUAGAGGGGGUGGUCACCAAGAGCCGGCCAGUCAUGAUUGUCACAGAGUUCAUGGAGAAUUGUGCCCUUGACUCCUUUCUGCGGCUGAACGACGGGCAGUUUACGGUGAUCCAGCUGGUUGGCAUGCUGCGCGGCAUCGCUGCUGGCAUGAAGUACCUCUCGGAAAUGAACUAUGUGCACCGGGACUUGGCGGCCCGCAACAUCCUGGUCAACAGCAACCUGGUGUGCAAAGUGUCAGACUUUGGCCUCUCUCGCUUCUUAGAGGACGACCCCGCAGAUCCCACCUACACCAGUUCACUGUGUAUCUUCCCACAGGGCGGUAAGAUCCCGAUCCGGUGGACAGCUCCGGAAGCCAUUGCCUACCGCAAGUUCACGUCUGCCAGUGAUGUGUGGAGCUAUGGGAUUGUCAUGUGGGAGGUGAUGUCCUAUGGCGAGAGGCCUUACUGGGAUAUGUCUAAUCAGGAUGUGAUCAACGCCGUGGAGCAAGAUUACCGCCUUCCACCCCCCAUGGACUGCCCCACCGCACUGCACCAGCUCAUGUUGGACUGCUGGGUGCGAGACCGCAACCUUCGGCCUAAGUUUGCACAGAUAGUGAACACGCUAGACAAGCUUAUCCGUAACGCAGCCAGCCUGAAGGUCAUCGCCAGCGUGCAGUCUGGCGUGUCUCAGCCGCUCCUGGAUCGCACUGUGCCGGAUUAUACAACCUUCACUACUGUGGGUGACUGGCUUGACGCUAUCAAAAUGGGACGGUACAAGGAGAACUUUGUCAACGCCGGCUUUGCCUCCUUCGACCUGGUGGCCCAAAUGACAGCUGAGGACCUGCUCAGGAUAGGGGUGACGCUAGCAGGACACCAGAAGAAGAUCCUGAGCAGCAUACAGGACAUGAGGUUACAAAUGAACCAGACGCUGCCAGUUCAGGUUUGACCGCUGAGGACUCUGGUUUGGAAUGGACCCGCCGGGGGAAUCUCCCGGGAUUCUAGUUUGUGGUGCUGCCCAGCUUCCUGAAUUUGGGAGGGGGUGCCGUUCUCCCUCCUCCUACCGCCCCCUUAUCUUUGCCUGGAGCCUCUUGGCUUGUCAACAGACCUCUGCUGGGAUGGACUAGGAUUCUCCUAGCUAGAUUAAAGGCUCAUGGGGAGGGGAGGCAAGAAGGAACCCUGCCUUUUUCUUUUCGUUUCUUUUUUUCCCUUUUUGCUGUUGCGUGCUUGGAAUUGUGCGCCAGCAACGCGGAGUCUUCAUAUUGAAGACAGAUUAUGGGGGGAGGCACCAUCUCCCCCUUUGUCCCUCCCACUGAUCUUCUCCACCUCCCUCCAAUGGGGGCCAUCAAUGUUCAGUUCCUCUGCUUCUUUGGCCUCCUCUGCUGACACGCAGUCUCACCUGGCAAAGAGGAAUCCCUAGCCAAUGAAUGAACGAAAGCACCUGCCAGAGCUGCUCUUCACCAGGAAGGAGGAUCCAGCUGAGUGGUUUCCCCGCGUGCCCGGAGACAAUUGUGCCUCACCUAGCUCCGCUCCUAGGGAGCAGCACAAGAAACGUUUGCAGGGGGAGAUGGCGGCUUGCCCACUUUGGGCCCAGCACGUUGGAACUACAGAGCCGGUGGCAGCAGUUUCUACGCAGAGAGUUGAGCGAGCCGGUUCUGCAUCUUGGAAUGUUCCCAGAGACCCGUCAGCGUGAGUUUGCACAGAGCCUGCUUGCCCAGCGGGAUUCAGGAGAAGGGAGGCUGUGCUGAGCAGAGGAGCCUUGCAUUCUCUCCCCCCCUCCCCGCUUCCUCCCCACCUCAUGUUUUAUGCAGGAAGGAGCAGGAUCUGUCAGCCAUGCACCCAUCUCUGUGGAUCCUUUUCUUGACACACGCUGUGAUUGCUGCCAAAAAGACUGGAACACAUUCCACUUCCCCCCCCCUUUGCUUUCUUCUGAAAGCCUCUGCAGCCCUGAGCCGAGGGGGCAAGAGGCUCCCUCGCGGAGCUGGAGAGCUUGCAUGUGUAAGAGUGCGUGUACUGGCCGUCUGGACCUUGCAAGAGGGCAUGGGCAGAAUAAAGGCAAUAACAAUUUUA